UCUAACUCCUUCACCAUGUCAACGCCGAAGGGCGGCCGAAAGGUGGCGGAAUCUCGGGUUCUGUACGGGCGGUUAUAGUAAGUCCUGACUAUCAGCUGCCGGUCCUACGGUGUGCCCUCACCUCGCCUCCCCUCUGCGGGAGUUGCUGAAGAUGGCUACGAAGAAAUUAGGCUCCCGGCUGGAGACGGAGAUCGAGCGGUGUCGCUCCGAAUGCCAGUGGGAGAAAAUCCCCGAGCUGGUCAAACAGCUGUCGGCUAAACUCAUCGCCAACGAUGACAUGGCUGAACUUCUCCUGGGGGAGUGCAAGUUAGAACAGCACCUUAAGGAAAACCCAAUUAAGCAGGGAACCAGUUCACCAGGACCCAGGGCAAAACUGACAGAGGUCAGGAAGCAUUUAACGGCAGCACUCGAUAGAGGGAACUUAAAGCCUGAAUUCUUGCAAGAAGCCAGUUUAAUCAUGGCCAAGUUGAAUUACGUGGAAAGUGAUUAUAAGGAAGCUCAAGCUAUCUAUAGCAGAGUUGCACUUGAUGAGAUGCAGUUAGUGGCAGUGCCUGUCUACAGACUGAGGAUGAUUGCUGAGGCAUAUGCAACAAAAGGUUUGUGUCUAGAAAACCUGACAGCUCUCUCUCCUGCCAAUAGUCUGCACGGAGACCGCGAACAGGAAAUCAUUACUUGUUAUGAGAAGUGUGGCGAUAUUGCUCUGCUCUACCUGCAGGAAAUGGAAAGGGCAAUGAAUGUUGGUCUGCAGAACAGAAGUCCGAAACCAGGUCCAACCUCCCAGGAACAAGAGUUGGGCUUUUUCUUGGAAACAGGACUCCAGAGAGCACACGUCCUGUGUUUCAAAAAUGGAAACUUGACAAAAGGAGUUGGGCGUUUCAGAGAAAUUCUAAGAGCUGUAGAAACUAGAACCACUCAAAAUCUGCGAAUGACAAUAGCAAGGCAGUUAGCAGAAAUUUUGCUCCGUGGAAUGUGUGAGCAGAGUUACUGGAGUCCACUGGAAGACCCUCCUCAGCAGUCACCGUUAGAUGACCCCUUGCAUCAAGGUUUAAGUGCCAAAAACUAUGCCCUCAGCAGAAGACCAAAGGUGUACACUGGAGAAAAUGUUUUUUGCCCUCAAGAGAAUACAGAAGAGGCCCUUCUGCUGCUCCUGAUUAGUGAAUCCAUGGCUAAUCGAGAUGCAGUAUUGAGCAGAAUUCCAGAGCAUAAAAAUGAUCGUAUCAUUAGUUUACAAAGUGCAUCCAUAGUAUAUGAUUUGUUGACAAUCGCAUUGGGAAGAAGAGGGCAGUAUGAAAUGCUAUCAGAGUGCCUUGAAAGAGCUAUGAAGUUUGCCUUUGAGGAGUUUCAUCUCUGGUAUCAGUUUGCAUUGUCCCUGAUGGCAGCAGGGAAGUCUGCUCGUGCUGUGAAAGUUCUGAAAGAAUGCAUCCGCUUGAAGCCAGAAGAGCCAACAAUUCCACUUCUUGCUGCUAAAUUGUGUAUUGGACCUCUGCAUUGGCUUGAAGAAGGACAAAGGUUUGCCCAAAUGGUCGUAGAAUCUGGAGACAGAUCAUCUGAAUUUAAAGCUAAAGGGUACCUUGCUCUUGGUUUGGCGUAUAGUUUACAAGCUACUGAUGGGCUCACAGUUUAUCCCCCACUGAUCACCUUGCAGCCUUUUACUUAGCUCUUCAACUUGCGAUCUCCAGGCAGAUUCCAGAAGCCCUGGGUUAUGUGCGACAAGCUCUUCAGCUCCAGGGAGAUGAUUCCAACUCUCUUCACCUACUUGCACUAUUGCUAUCAGCACAGAAACACUACCAUGAUGCACUGAAUAUCAUUGACAUGGCAUUGAGUGAAUACCCAGAAAAUUUCAUAUUGCUGUUUACAAAAGUCAAACUGGAGUCUAUCUGCCGUGGCCCUGAUGAUGCACUUCUUUCAUGUAAAAACAUGCUGCAAAUCUGGAAAUCGUGUUACAAUCUCACAAAUCCAAGUGAUUCCGGACGUGGAAGUAGUCUCUUAGACAGGGCCUUUGCUGACAGAAGACAGCUAAAUAAUAUUACACUACCUGACUUCAGUGACCCAGAUACAGCUUCAGAUACCUCCUCUGUUUCAAGGCCAGAGUCUCCUCUUCACCUGUUUGUAGCUUCUCAUCUUCCUUACUGUCAUACCAAAUCAGAUAUCACUUUAAGAUUCCCAGCUGCUCCUGGGUAUUCUGAUCAUACCUCAAGACCACAAGCUUUGUGCUCAGUUCAUGCUACAUCCAUUGCAGCUUCCAGAGUAGAACAGGCAUUGUCAGAGGUUGCCUCAUCUUUGCAAAGUAGUGCUCCUAAACAAGGCCCUCUGCACCCGUGGAUGACGCUAGCACAAAUCUGGCUCCAUGCAGCUGAAGUAUAUCUAGGAAUUGGGAAACCGGCUGAAGCUACAGCUUGUAUCCAGGAAGCAGCAAACCUUUUUCCAAUGUCUCACAAUGUACUGUUUAUGAGAGGUCAAGUGGCAGAACUUCGAGGCAAUGUUGACGAAGCAAAACGAUGGUAUGAAGAGGCUUUAUCCAUCAGUCCUACACACGUGAAAAGCAUGCAGAGGCUGGGACUUAUUCUGCACCAGCUGGGACGUUACAGUUUAGCUGAAAAAAUCCUGCGAGAUGCUGUCCAAGUAAACUCUACUGCUCAUGAAGUGUGGAAUAGUUUGGGAGAGGUGCUGCAAGCUCAGGGCAAUGAUGAUGCAGCUGCAGAGUGUUUCCUUACAGCUCUAGAACUAGAAGCUAGCAGUCCCAUAGUCCCCUUCACCAUCAUUCCCAGAGUUCUUUGAGACGGGUGCUGCUAACAGGCAAAAACUUGUAUCUACACUCCACAAUGGCCAUUAGAGUUUCCUUAAAGUUUACAAGAUCAUAGCAAAAGUUUUUGAGAAGGAGGCUGCUUCCACGUUAUUACAAUCAUGCAUCAAGAUUGUAUUGUAUUUCUCUGUAGUUUUCUGCCUGCAUAUGUGGUAACAGAAGAUACCACUGUUCCUGAUGACAUGUUAGACCAAAUGUGUGGUUGCUUUUGUAGAGGACAUUUUUAGUUUAUACAGAGUUGUUCAUAGUCCACCAGAAACAUUUUGCUGCUUCUCAGAAUUGUGGGUGAGCAUAUCCCUGGAAUGGAUUUUGGUUGUUUUUCAUGGUUAAUUUGAUAGCCUCAUUGUACGAGCAGUGUAUGCCUCACAUCCCCAUAGAAUGAUGUUUAGUCCUGAUAGCCAGUUACCAUUAGCCAGUGGAGUUGUGUCUUAUCACAUUGCUGUCUUUGGUUUUCUCCAAAUACUCUAGUUUCCUUCCAUCUCGGAAAAGCUUGCCUGUUGGUUACACCAAAUUGUACAGGUAUAUGUUGCAUGCACCUUUGUCUGUGUGGUCUGCAAUGUGGCUGAAAAGAGUAAAAAAAAAAAAAGACGACACUUUACUUUUCCAGUCAACAGACAAAAUAAAGAAAUAAACUCUUGGGGUGCAUAUUAUAUUUAGAAUGUACUGUAAUUUAGGGUGAUUAUUAUCUCACAGCUUUUCCUAGAAGAAGUUGUCCAAAUGGACUUAAAAGGGUCAGAAUCUCUCUUCCAUUGUGUAAAUGUUAUAGACAUGUACAGAAUAGUUAGAGGUAAUCGAGAUUAAAUGUCCUGAAAAUUAUUUGACUUAGUUUGAUUCUUCGUUUGUCUAAAGCUUUGAAAUGGACUUGCUUUAGGAAGGGGGGCCAUAAUUUAAGCAUUUUCUAGCUAAAUGCAUUGCAGCAAAGCUACAGAUUCCAUUCAGACAGAGGUGAAUGCUGUAAAUGUAGAUUACGUCAAGGAAUAAAAUGUGUAUCUGUACUGUCAUUCUUCAGACUAGUUGAUAUUAAACACUUUGUGUCUUUUAUUUUUUAUUUGCAUGUUCAUUUGAUCUCAAAACGAUAACUUUUACAGACAACUGGCAAUUGUAUUUACUUUGUUUUUGAUUAAUAUCUGUGCAGUCUGGGUUCUUUUAUCUUUAGGUCAAAUCCUGCAAAUGAGAAUAUUUAUAUUAUAUAGAUUUAUAUCUGUUACAGAAAUAUUUUGAAUAGUUUUGGUAGUCCUGAACAUUUCAUGUCUGUAGUGUUUGUCUAUCAGUAAAACCAUUCUUUGACAGCAUUUUUUGACUGUUAAGAAUUUCCUAAGAAAGUGAAAAUGGCCAAAUGGAAAAAAAAAGAAAAGAAAAAAGUGCAAAGCACAGACGUAAAGAAUGUGUUUGUUUCAUGAAGACGUUUCCUUCACCUUAGGACAGUUAUAAUGGACAUUAGAUGAUAUAGCUGAAUUAGGUGAUAGUUUGACACUGCCUGUAAACACAACAAGACUCCCAGUUCAUGGAGAAGUUUGGAUGUCGAUAGGCACCUUAUUUUAUUUGACAAUGAGUUACAUCUUCCCCGUACCUGUUUUGCGACAGAAUUCUGUUCAUUUACAAGUCAUACUGCAGAGUAUGACGUCACCUACCUCAGAAUGAUAUAGUAUGGCAUUGCUUACAUAAUCAUGCAUAUUCAGCCUUGUACAUGUCAGAUUAGGGCUUAGUUUAGCUAUUAAGAAUCCUCAUGUUCAUUUCUUGUACUACAUGAACACUUGAAAUGUAAAAUAAAUAUUUUGAAAUUCCUGCGUA
Messenger RNA from Protopterus annectens (West African lungfish), 4594 nucleotides. It is a transcript of the gene TTC7B, whose product is annotated as tetratricopeptide repeat domain 7B. Gene Ontology annotation, molecular function: protein binding. The record is from RefSeq and is a predicted model, not a curated record. Gene Ontology annotation, biological process: protein localization to plasma membrane; phosphatidylinositol phosphate biosynthetic process. Lineage: Eukaryota; Metazoa; Chordata; Ceratodontiformes; Protopteridae. Gene Ontology annotation, cellular component: plasma membrane.